This is a messenger RNA of Durio zibethinus, 2652 nucleotides long. Lineage: Eukaryota; Viridiplantae; Streptophyta; Magnoliopsida; Malvales; Malvaceae. The record is from RefSeq and is a predicted model, not a curated record.
AUUGCACGAGACACGGGCUAUUAAGCUCAGAUGCCCAAAUUUGGAACCAAAAGGCCCUACACUGUAUCUGUGGUAAUUGGGCGGAAAGAGUCUUGAGAUUGAUAGGGUUUAUAAAGUUUUUGGUUUUUCUGCCAAUGCCGCCACAGCACCAGUCUUCUCUAAACCAUUUUCCUUUCAAAAUCCCUAUCACUUCAUUUGUCUGCUGUUUCUACAAAGGUGAAGGUUUAAUGUCUAGCAAGAGGGUGUCUUUUCUUACUUUCAACUCUCUCACCUCUUUAUCUAAGGUACGCUGUUCACAACAUUUCUCUGAUUCCUUCACAUAUUUCUAUAAAUUGCUUAGCACUGCCACUGAAAGAUGGGAUUUUCAUAGUCUUUAUAGUGAGAAUUCUUCAUAUUAUACCCCAAAUCCCAUAGUUAAUGAGCAGAAACAAAAUGGACUUGCCUUAAACCCUAAUGGUUGUAUGAGGAAUCCAGUUGGGGACAAUUAUCAUAAAUAUAGUGGUGAUUUGUGGUCAACGGCAAAUCAAAAGGGUGCCGUGAGUCAAACUGGUAACUUUGAUGGCUGUGAGGAAACUAAUAGGAACUUACAGAUAAGUCCAAAUGGUGAGCAAAGCUCAAAAGGAUUCCAUCAAAAUCAUGAUGGAAUGCAUUGGGAAAGCACAAGAAAUGAAUUACAGAAUAACUCAGUUUACGUAAAUGGAACCUUUAGAAAUAAUUCCAAUAUGCAGAAUGUAGGAGGAUCAUUUUGGAAGGGGCCUACAGGGAUGAGACAGAAUCAAAUUGACCUUAAUUUACAAAGGUUUCUAGAAUCUCAGGGAAGCUUGAAUGAGAACCAUGUUGACAACAACUGGCAAUUUCAGCAAAGCCAAAGUGAUCAGCAUGGCCCAAAUUUCAGUCAGUACCAGCAGAAUCCACAAGAUAUUUGUGAUACUAAUUCUUAUGGUCAAGUUAGAAGUAAUGCUAAUUCUUAUGGUCAAGUUACAAGUAACGCUAAUUCUUAUGGUCAAGUAACAAGUAAUGCUAAUUCUUAUGGUUACGUAUCAGCUACUUCUAAUCCUGAGGGUGACUUAACUGAGCUUUCUCAAACUAGUUCAAAGAAAGAUACGGUUGAGUUGCUGGAUCAAUUUUGCAAUAAACAGAAUGUUAAAGAAGCAGUAGAAGUUUUGAUGUUGAUGGAAAAGCAAGGUGUUCAUGUGGAUUUGGCCCGAAUUUUGCAGUUAAUGAAGGCAUGUGGGGAAGUAAAAGCUUUACAAGAAGCAAAAACUGUUCAUGAGCACCUAAUCAGAUCUUUUUCACCUCUCCAAAUCAGCAUCUAUAACAGGAUUCUAGAGAUGUACUCAAAAUGUGGUUCUAUGGAUGAUGCAUUCGAUGUGUUUGACAAGAUGCUGAGGCGCAAUCUAACAUCUUGGGAUACUAUGAUAACAUGGCUUGCUAAGAAUGGGCUAGGGGAGGAUGCCCUUGAUCUGUUCUCUCAGUUUAAGAAGGCUGGGUUGAAACCAGAUGCUAAAAUGUUCAUUGGAGUGUUUUCUGCUUGUGGUGUCGUAGGUGAUAUUAAUGAGGGAAUGUUGCACUUUACGUCAAUGAGCAGUGAGUAUAGCAUUGUCCCAUCCAUGGAGCAUUUCGUUGGUGUUGUUGACAUGCUGGGAAGUGCAGGGCAUCUGGAUGAAGCAUUGGAGUUCAUUGAAAAGAUGCCAUUUGAGCCCAGUGUUGAUAUCUGGGAGACUCUAAUGAAUCUGUGCAGAGUUCAUGGGAACUUGGAAAUGGGUGAUCUUUGUGCUGAGCUUGUGGAGCAGCUGGAUCCAUCUCGCUUGAAUGAACAGUCAAAGUUAGGCCUCAUACCUUUGAAAGAUUCUGACCUUAAACAGAAUGAGAAGAAGAAGUUGGCAAGUCAAAGUCCGCUUGAAGUCAGGAGCAGGGUCCAUGAGUAUCGUGCCGGAGAUACAUCACAUCCUGAGAAUGAUAGAAUCUAUGCACUGCUAAGAAGUUUGAAAGAGCACAUGAAAGAAGCAGGUUAUAUUCCAGAAACGAGAUUUGUUUUGCAUGAUAUAGACCAGGAAAGUAAGGAAGAAGCUCUUCUUGCUCAUAGUGAGAGACUUGCUCUUGCUAAUGGCCUCCUCACUACUCCAGCUCGUGGACAGAUUCGUAUAAUCAAGAAUCUUCGUGUUUGUGGUGAUUGCCAUGCUGCAUUUAAGAUCAUGUCAAAGAUUGUUGGCAGAGAGAUCAUUAUGCGAGAUGCUAAGAGGUUUCAUCAUUUCAUCGAAGGGUUAUGUUCUUGUCGAGAUUAUUGGUGAUUAAAAUAAUACUUGAGGUAACAUUUUUCUCAACAUUCUAAAGAGUUUGAAUUAAGGUUAUAAUUAUGUAAUACUCUAAGAGUUUGAAUUAGACAAUUUUAGCUUAUUGUCUGAAAAAAAAAAAAAAACUUUAAAAGUUUAAGGUUAUAGGUGGAGAUGCUCUUAACUUGAAGCGAAGAAAGGUUUCUGUUUUGGUUCAGUUACUUAAAGAUGAAGUAUUAGCAAUGAAGCUACCUUAAUUACCUAACAACAUUAAUGAAGCCACCAGAAUAUAGAUUCCUUGCAUGAUUCACUUGUCAACGUUAAUGGAAUAUGAUCAAAAUAUAUAAUCAUUUUUUUUUCUCUCUUUUUCAUGUAUUAA